AUGGUUGCAACUAAAGGCGACAAACUUUUCGUCCAUAUUGGCAUUGGUGGUGCAGGAAAUGUCGUAGUUGACACACGACGUCCGAGCCAUAUGACCGACCCACAACCUCUCCGGCAGGACCUUGGCUCUCGCAGGUACAGCACUGGCAUCGGAGGAUCUGGGAACAUCGCCAUGGCCAACCAGCUUGAGAAGCAAAACGAGGUCGAGGAGACCGUUCGAUUGCUGUAUGAUAUGCAGGCGCCAGGCAUCGCGCGUCGUGAAGAGAGCCAUUACACUGGUGGCCUUGGCCACAAACACCAUCCCACGGAAGCCGAGAUCGAAGAAACUCGCCAAACCAACGAUAACGUGCAUCUACAAAGCAUUGACAGCAUCAACAAACGCCGGAAUGGCCCUGCAGCAAGGGUUCACGACAUUCCCUCAUGGAGCCGGACUAGCCGACGAAUGAGUGUGACUGAUUCCAUGAGAGAUUUGUUCAAGGCCCGAAGGUCGGGUAAAGCCUAA
Molecule: messenger RNA, 501 nt
Organism: Exophiala spinifera
Lineage: Eukaryota; Fungi; Ascomycota; Eurotiomycetes; Chaetothyriales; Herpotrichiellaceae
Exons: 3
Coding region: 1-501 (166 amino acids)
Source: RefSeq, a predicted model, not a curated record